This is a messenger RNA of Saccoglossus kowalevskii, 1047 nucleotides long. Its product is annotated as galactosylgalactosylxylosylprotein 3-beta-glucuronosyltransferase 3-like. Gene Ontology annotation, cellular component: Golgi membrane. Gene Ontology annotation, molecular function: galactosylgalactosylxylosylprotein 3-beta-glucuronosyltransferase activity. NCBI's taxonomy places the organism in Eukaryota, Metazoa, Hemichordata, Enteropneusta, Harrimaniidae. Gene Ontology annotation, biological process: chondroitin sulfate proteoglycan biosynthetic process; carbohydrate metabolic process. The record is from RefSeq and is a predicted model, not a curated record.
AUGGCGAGGAUCCAUCUGAAGAAGGUUGUCAUUGUCUUCGUUGUACUGUUUUUUAUAACGCCAGUGAUUCUUGUUAUCGCGUAUGGUGUUAAUUGUCGAAAUUUCAUAUCACCUCUCAAUGAAGAAGACUACAGAGAUGCAAUUGCGAAAAAGGAAUCACCUCUGAAAAUGAAAGAAGAUGAACUCAAAAAAUAUGAGGAGAGACUCAACACAUUAUCUGUGGCACUGAGGCGUCAAUUUCCAAAUGCAGUAGAGUACAUUUUACAAAUAUUAGACGAUAAUAUUCCCACAAUCUAUGCAAUCACACCAACACACACACGGCAUGUGCAGAAAGCCGAGCUUGUGAGACUCACAAAUACGUUUCUUCAUGUUAAAAACUUUCACUGGAUUCUUGUAGAGGAUUCAGAGUAUAGGACACCGCUGGUGACAAACUUUCUUGCACAGAGCGGGCUACGAUACACUCAUUUAAACACGGCAACGCCAAAAAAUUAUAAAAUGAAGGAGAACGACCCGCAUUGGCUGAAACCUAGAGGUGUUGAACAGAGGAACUUGGCAUUAGAUUGGUUGAGGGAGAAUAUAGACAUUGCUACGAAUUCAGGUGUUGUCUACUUCGCUGAUGAUGAUAAUACUUAUAGUCUACAGCUUUUUGAAGAGAUGAGGUUUACUGAAAAAGUUUCAGUCUGGCCGGUUGGCAUCACAGGAGGCUUAAAAUUUGAACGUCCGAUCGUUGGAGAAGACGGUAAAGUGAAAGGUUGGUAUGCUGCUUGGAGGCCACAAAGACCAUUUGCAAUGGACAUGGCUGGAUUUGCUCUUAAUUUAAACCUGCUGAAGAAGUAUCCCAAUGCUCGGUUUGACAUCACUGCCAAAAGAGGUUAUCUGGAGUCAUCUUUUCUAACACAGUUGGUUACUCUCAAUGAGCUAGAACCGAGAGCUGAAUUGUGUACAAAGGUAUUGGUUUGGCACACAAGAACUGAGAAACCUAAAUGGAAAGAAGAGGAUGCAAUGAUAGCGAAAGGUCAGCCAUCUGAUCCGAGAGUGGAGGUCUAG